AUGCAAGACAAGCAAGAUACAGAACCAUCGCGUGAAGUGACAUUGGAGCCAGAUCAUGAAUUUCGCUUCGAAGUCGAGUUCAACAACAAGGUGCAAAUCAAGUUGGCCAAGGGUACAGCAGAGAUCUUUGGCACAGAGCUAGCUGUAGGCAUCACCUACACAUUUACAGGCAGAAAGGCAGCUGUCUACACAUGGCAUGGAUGUACAUUGGAAAUCAAGGGUACAUUUCUAGUGGAAUACACAGCCAACGAGACACCCAUGACAAGUUACUUGAACACACAUUUAGCGCUAGAGCAGCUACGACACAGAGCCAAGACAGAGCAUGAAUUAGGGCCUCGUGUGUUGGUAGUUGGACCUCACGACGUUGGAAAGACUUCACUGUGCAAAAUCUUGGUCAGUUACUCCUUAAAGCAAGGCGGCAAGCCCAUCUACGUCUCGCUGGAUACCACUGAAGGAUCUAUCACUAUGCCCGGCACAGUGACAGCAACGUGUAUCAGUAACAUCAUUGAUGUGGAGGAAGGGUUUGGAUCUUCAGCCACGACAGCGGCAUCGAUGGGCUCAUCCACCAUGCCCUUGGCUUAUUACUAUGGAUUCGAGGAUCCCAGCGAAAAUGUCAAACUGUACAAAAUGGUGUCCUCGUGUCUAUCGAACGCUAUCAAGAGUCGAAUGGCAGUGGAUGACGAGUGCCGCAACUCUGGAUUCAUUAUAGAUACAGCUGGAUUGAUCGAUCAAGUGGGUUAUGAUAUUAUUCAGCAUGUGAUUGAGGAGUUUUCAGUGAACGUGCUGAUUGUCCUGGGCCACGAAAGACUUUACAGCGACAUGAAUCGCAUGUUUAGCAAUAAAAAUGUAUCCGUUGUCAAAUUAUCCAAAUCUGGCGGUGUAGUGGAACGUGAUAGACAGUUCAAAACUCGACUUCAAAGAACCAAGAUCCACGAAUACUUUUACGGCACCCCCAAAUGUGAACUAUCUCCUUACAGCAUGCUGGUGAAUUAUGACGAUAUCAAGGUGUGGCGAGUGGGCGAUGUGAUCGCUCCCUCCAGUGCGUUGCCACUGGGCAUGGAGGGAUCUUCCAACGAGACGCAGGUGGUCAAAGUAGACAACUAUGACAUGUGCCUGCACUCGAUAUUGGCCAUCUUGAAUGCGGAUCAGGAUGAGCAUGAAAAUAGACUGUUGGAAAGCAAUGUCGCUGGUUUUGUCUAUGUGUCGGAUGUGGAUGACGAAAAGAGAAAGGUGACCAUACUGUCUCCCUCGCCAGGCAGAUUGCCAAAGAAGCAUAUCCUGAUGGGCUCAUUCAAAUGGAUGGAAUCUUGA
This is a messenger RNA of Mucor velutinosus, 1311 nucleotides long. RefSeq lists its product as uncharacterized. NCBI's taxonomy places the organism in Eukaryota, Fungi, Mucoromycota, Mucoromycetes, Mucorales, Mucoraceae. The record is from RefSeq and is a predicted model, not a curated record. Gene Ontology annotation, molecular function: polynucleotide 5'-hydroxyl-kinase activity. Gene Ontology annotation, biological process: tRNA splicing, via endonucleolytic cleavage and ligation. The coding region runs from base 1 to 1311 and encodes 436 amino acids. The transcript is spliced from 4 exons. Gene Ontology annotation, cellular component: nucleus; mRNA cleavage factor complex.